UUAAAGCGACGUCUAGCCUUUUAACAUCUGUUCCGUUUGCGUUUUGCGCGUGUAGUUAACGGCGUUAUUCCUUCAUUGAAUUUGAUUGUUUUGUUAAAGCGGAACCCUGUUGCUUCCUUCCAUGUCUGCUUUUUCCACUUGUGGCUAAUUAUAUUCCAAGGAAUGAAAGCAUGCCAGCGAUCUCGUCUCAGCGACUUUCAGCGUUUGCGAGUUUUAGGGUGAAUCCGUAAUCAUUUGACUUCUGGAUGUGUCUGCCUGCUUGUGCCUCUACGUGCGUCUAUUUGCGAACGUGUGUCAGUAUGAAUCAGUGUGCAUGUGAGUCAGCGUGGGUCUGUGCAUCUCCGUAUGUCUGCAUGUUAUAGACGACCUAUCUUUUCUGACACCGAUCAAGUGUCCUUGUCAUUCGUAGAUUAAGAUACAGAAAGCUGCUACAUCAUCCGCCAAAAUUAACACUUACAUAAUACACGUAAGGAGAGUAAGAACUGAGGACUGCGUUUGCAACAGUGGAAAACAGUGGAUUAUAUGUGCGGCUCAUGAGCUACGUGCGUCUCUGUCUGCGGUACCGGGAAUUCAGUGCCAACAUGCCCGGCGUCGGAGCGCUAAGGGCUGUUGGAAAGAGGAGAGGGUGGGCCUCCGGCAGAGAGUGGCGCUCCAAGGACAAGGGAAAGGAGGAAUGAUAGAGGGAUCACGUUGAAGACAAACGAUAAAGAAAGGAGAAGAGAUCGUCAUAUUUUUGGACCGGACGAUAUAGACUUAAUUGGGAAGAUCCAAGGGCAAUAAGGAUAGAAGGAUGGACGCGUUCGAUAGCAUAGGAGGGCGGGGGUGUAAGCUGCGAUCUCUCUAUUUUUUGAGAAAGAAAACUACUGCGCGUCGGAUUCAAUAACGUCAGGUCUACAUUUGAAAUUCAUAGUAAUAAUUUCUGUUUAGCAAAGUAAUGGACUGUGCCUAGGAUUGAUAAGCUGUCAUCUACUGAAAGGUUUUUUUUUAGGAAGUGUAACAGGUUAGAUCCACUCCUCUGUGUACUGUACUUUAAUAUAGCCUCUCCCUCGCUUCGGGAUGGACGGGGUGGGGGGUGGCACGGGGUCAACAGGUGGUGAGGGUCGCCCCACCCGAAACGGUGAUUCUAAGCGGCGCAGUAAGGGCAGCCUCCCGUCCCCCGGGUACCGGCUGUCCCAGGCCUCUCUGGAGGGCGAGCGGGCGGACGCUGGGAGGAGGCGCCUGUCCAUCAUGAGCUCCACCCGCGACGGCUUCCCCUUCCGCGCGGCGGGCACACCCACCACCCCGGUGCCCCUCCCGCCGCCCCCGCCCUCGCAGCGCUCCGUGGGCUUCGCCUCCUCCCGCGCCGCCCUGGCCUCCACCUCCUCCACGGGCACUGGGGUGCUCAUCGUGGCCACGGGACCCGACACCACCACCACCACCACCGCCUGCAACACCAACGCCCCCGGCACCCCCGACCCCAUGCUGGACGGGGAGGACUACAGCUACUCCAACCAGUCCACCUUCAUCCAGAGGCAGUUCGGCGCCAUGCUGCAGCCGGGGGUCAAUAAGUUCUCUCUGCGCAUGUUUGGCAGCCACAAGGCCGUGGCCAUGGAGCAGGAGAGGCUGAAAUCGGCCGGGGUCUGGAUCAUCCACCCAUACAGCGACUUCAGAUUCUACUGGGACCUCCUCAUGCUCCUCCUGAUGAUGGGAAACCUCAUCAUCUUGCCGGUGGGCAUCACCUUCUUCGAGAACGAGAACACCCUGCCCUGGAUCAUCUUCAACGUGGUGUCGGACACGCUCUUCCUGGUGGACCUGGUGCUGAACUUCCGCACGGGCAUCGUGAAGGAGGACAGCACGGAGAUCCUGCUGGACCCUCGCGCCAUCCGCCAGCGCUACCUGAAGAGCUGGUUCCUGGUGGACUUCGUCUCCUCCAUCCCGGUGGACUACAUCUUCCUGAUGGUGGACCUGGAGGCGCGCAUCGACUCGGAGGUGUACCGCACCGCCCGCGCCCUGCGCAUCGUCCGCUUCACCAAGAUCCUCAGCCUGCUCCGCCUGCUGCGCCUGUCCCGGCUCAUCCGCUACAUACACCAGUGGGAGGAGAUCUUCCAUAUGACCUAUGACCUGGCCAGUGCAAUGGUGCGCAUCGUCAACCUGAUCGGCAUGAUGCUUCUGCUGUGUCACUGGGACGGCUGCCUGCAGUUCCUGGUGCCCAUGCUGCAGGAGUUCCCCUCCGACUGCUGGGUGUCCAAGAACAACAUGGUGAAUGACACGUGGGGCGUGCAGUACUCCUACGCCCUGUUCAAGGCCAUGAGCCACAUGCUGUGCAUCGGCUACGGCGCCCAGGCGCCCGAGGGCAUGACCGACGUGUGGCUGACCAUGCUCAGCAUGAUCGUGGGCGCCACCUGCUACGCCAUGUUCAUCGGCCACGCCACGGCGCUCAUCCAAUCGCUGGACUCCUCCCGGCGCCAGUACCAGGAGAAGUAUAAACAGGUGGAGCAGUACAUGUCGUUCCACAAGCUGCCGGCAGACGUGCGUCAGAAGAUCCAUGAGUACUACGAACAUCGCUACCAGGGCAAAAUGUUCGAUGAGGAGAACAUACUGGGGGAGCUGAGCGAACCGCUGAAAGAGGAGAUCGUGAGCUUCAACUGUCGCAGCCUGGUGGCCAACAUGCCGCUCUUCGCCAACGCUGACCCCAACUUCGUGACGGCGGUGCUGACCAAGCUGCGCUUCGAGGUGUUCCAGCCGGCCGACUUCAUCAUCCGGGAGGGCACGGUGGGCCGGAAGAUGUACUUCAUCCAACACGGCCGCGUCAGCGUGCUCACCCGCGGCAACAAGGAGACCAAGCUCAGCGACGGCUCCUAUUUCGGGGAGAUCUGCCUGCUGACACGCGGGCGGCGCACGGCCAGCGUCAGGGCCGACACCUACUGCCGCCUGUACUCGCUGUCGGUGGACAGCUUCAACGAGGUCCUGGAGGAGCACCCCAUGAUGAGGCGCGCCUUCGAGACCGUGGCUGUGGACCGCCUGGACCGCAUCGGCAAGAAGAACUCCAUCCUGCUGCGGAAGACGUCGCAGGGGGGCUCCGUGGCAGGGAGCAGCAUGAGCAGGGGGGGGGGAGGUGGCAGCCGGGGAGGAGGGGGAGGUGCGGGAGGGGCCAUGGGCCUGGGCUCCUGUGACAGCAUCCUGGUGCAGCAGAUCGUCAAACACGACAGCAUGCCACCGCAGGACGGAGGGCCCCCAGGGGCCGGGAAGGCGGGUGUGGCAGGCAGCGGGGGCACCAUCUCCCCCCGGCCCCGCCCGGUCAUUUGGGCCCCCCUCGUCCACGCCCCCCUGCAGACGGCUGCGGCCACCACCAACGUGGCCAUAGCCCUGAUGCACCAGCAGCAGCAACAGCAGCAGCAGCUACAGCAGCUGCAGCAGCAACACGCCCUGGGAGCUGCUGUCUUUUUGCCCUCCACCCUCCCAAUAUCGCCCUCGCCCUCCUCCUGCCCCAUCUCACCCCCGCGACCCCCCCUCCUACACCCCCGCCAGUCCGUCAGCUCCCUCAUCGGGGUGAUGGGGGGGCUAUCGCCCAGGGGAGUCGCCCCCGUCUCCAUAACGACCCCCUCUCCCUCCUCUAUGGGCCCCCCUGGGGUGGGUAGUGCUGCAGGGGGCGGGGUGCCUGCGCCUGGCCCUUUGCCUGCCCCCCUCCAGGCAAGCAGAACUCUGCACUACAGCCUCCGUCUUCACUCCGACGCCCCGGGGGGCGCCACGCCUCCCCUUCACAAAUGCCCCGCGCCGGCUCCCGACGCCCGCAAUCUCGGAUCUGGCCAGCAGAGGGCGAAGGAGGCGCUGCUGCGCCACGGAGGGGGGAGCACGCAGGGGCUCCCUGCUUUGGGCAGAUUAACCCAGGAGGCCCGGCUGCUCUCCGCCUCCCAGCCCACCCUGCCACACAGGGGCUGGGCCGGGGUGCAGCCCUGUCCCCCUCUGCACCGCAAGGCCUCCGGGGGCAACUUACUACCUACCCCGUUCCAGGCACCCUCGGGGCAGCUGGCCAGAGGGGGCAGUGUGGGGGUUUUGAGCUCUAAUGCCCCCUCUGCACAACCGCUGAUCCCUUCAGCGCAGAUGCUAGCUCAAGCCUCGGUCUCGUUCCAGUCCCAAAUGGGCCCCCAAGUACAAGCACAGCCUUUGUCCUCUCCCACACCGGCCCCCGCUCCACCCACCUCCACCCCAGCUGUCCCCCCAGCCCCCUGCCCCAAACCCAGUCCCGCACCCUCUUCUCUCCCCUCCUCUCCUCCCUCGUCCAAAGUUCCCACGCCACCUCCUUCCUCCCCUGCCCUCCCCCAGACCCCGCGCCCUAAACCCUCCCUCACUCCCCCAUCCUCCUCCCCUCUGGCCUGUACACCCCCCACCCCGAUCCCCACCGCCCCUACGGCGCCUCGCACGCUCACUUCUGCCACCCUGGGCCCUUCGUCCUCUCCAAAAGGGGGCGCUAAAGACCCUGAGCUGCCCACCAGAAAGGACUCUGAGGCACUGAGACAUAAACUUCCUGCCAACAUGUGAGGAAGGCUGUGGCCAGGAGACCCAAUAGAAGAGUGGGGUGGGCAGGGCUUGUGGUGGGAUGGGUGGAUGGGAUGGGUGGUUAUAAUGCCAGGCCAAGCCUACGUAGUGUGUUUGUGAUUGUUGGAGCUGGAGAGACAUUGCAGCAUGGACUAUUCAUAAUACAGCAGUACUGAUGAUGAUGACUGUUGCAAGACUGUAGCUAGCUUGUGCAGGGUAACAGUUUAAGGUUGUGUGCGGGACAGACAGAUCCCUGGUUUGCAGUUCCACAACCCCCAUGACUCCUGUUCCUCACCAAAGUGUAAAAUCUGUCUCCAUAAUAAUAAAUAAUAAAGUUAAUUCUGUAGUAAUUAUUAUAUUUAUCAUAAUAAUUAGGCACAAUCCACAUGUAGUCUGUUGUCCCAGGUGUGUGGUAUUAGCUUUGGACGAGAUAAAUGCUAAGGUCCAUGUUCACUGAUUGCUGUAACUAAAUUGUGUUUUAAUGUGUGACACUUCACACUGCUCCAUCAUUCAGUGUAUGUAGGUUUGUAUCACCAAUCUCAAGCUUCUCUUUUCAAUGUAUAUAUUAUAUAUACGUGCGUAUAUGUGUGUAUUAAUCUACUCUCUUCUAACCUUCUGUCUUUCAUUUAGUCUUUCCCCACUCUCUUAUGGUCUGUCUGUUUAUUUCCCUGUGUUUCUUGUCUGUUUAUUUGUGUCUACAGUAUAUUCCCCAUAUGUCUGUUAACCCCUGCUCUGUGUCUGUAUUCUAAUGCAUUUUCUUUUUUGUUUUGAUUUUGUCUCUUGCUACCCCUCCUUUGUGUCAUGUUCAGUGCUGUCCUUUGCUGUCUUGUACCAAUAAUAUAAAAUAGAGUUUUUAAUCUACUCUACCAUGUUGCCUAGACUGUGUAAAUUUAAGGACCAAAUGUUUUAUUUUUAUCUGUUAUCACAGCUUUAGCUUUUGAGCAAAAAAACAGUAAAUAAUUGUCUAUAAAAAUGAUGACAACAAUGAUGGUCAUUAUUUAUGAUCAUAGCAAGAAAAAGCAGAAUUAGAGUCAGAAUACUUAGUUCAGCUGUAAGGGUAUGUGAUCUCUUACUCAUGUACGUUAGAAAUCAGUUAUCUGUGACUCAUUUUUAACACGCACACAAACCCAUUUUCUCGACAUGUUAAAUGCUUCCUUUCAGGCAAAUGUUUCAAUGGGCAUUGGUAACUGCAGUAAUAUCAGUUAGCUACAGAGCUUAAAACAUUAUGGAAAGGAUUCACACAAAAUAUUUGUUUGAAACUGUGCUGAAUUAUGUUUGACAUAAUUUUUAAAUUUGGAAAGCAGUCAUGAAUUUGGUUGCUUGAAGCGAGUUAAAAAAAGGUUUUUAAUCUUUGGACUGAUUCUCCAUUGAUUUCAGACUUUUAAUGUUGUCACCAGGACUGAUGCUGAGAGAAUGUGAAUACUGAAUAUGGUCAUUAGUAAUAAAGAGACAAAAAGAC
Messenger RNA from Conger conger (European conger), 5974 nucleotides. Its product is annotated as potassium/sodium hyperpolarization-activated cyclic nucleotide-gated channel 3-like. Gene Ontology annotation, biological process: transmembrane transport; potassium ion transport. The record is from RefSeq and is a predicted model, not a curated record. Gene Ontology annotation, molecular function: voltage-gated potassium channel activity. Gene Ontology annotation, cellular component: membrane. The transcript is spliced from 8 exons. Bases 1057 to 4518 code for a protein of 1153 amino acids. Lineage: Eukaryota; Metazoa; Chordata; Actinopteri; Anguilliformes; Congridae.